Molecule: messenger RNA, 1071 nt
Organism: Trichoderma gamsii
Lineage: Eukaryota; Fungi; Ascomycota; Sordariomycetes; Hypocreales; Hypocreaceae
Product: acetyltransferase
Exons: 2
Coding region: 1-1071 (356 amino acids)
Molecular function (GO): acyltransferase activity, transferring groups other than amino-acyl groups
Source: RefSeq, a predicted model, not a curated record
AUGGAGGAAGCACAUCGUUUCGUGGGUGGUGUGCGCGAGCUGGAUCUCGCCAACUACGGAUCUGUCCCUGUGGUGGACAGAGUUAAUAUUGUGCAAGGCCUGAGGACCAGCGCAGCAUUCUUCACAUUCCUACGCGCAAAUCUAGCUCUCAGCGCAAGCGCACCCGCUUCGCCCAUCUCCUCCCACGCGCCGACACCCCAUCUCGAGCCCUAUUCACACCACCAGUUCCCAUUUCCGCCAUCUCCCUCGCCCCUCAGCUCCUCGACCUCCUUCUCCGACUUACACUCCUCCGCCUCCGACGCUGAUGCCGCUUACUACAAUGACCCUCUCGGCGACGUUCCCCCGCUGUCUCUCGAGCCGCUGCUCACGUACGACGACAAGGUCGCAGGCCUGAACCUCAUUGCGGACUCUAUUGCUCAGAUGAAGCAACGAGCGGCCAAGUCUUUGGUUUUCCAUCCGCUCUGCCUGACGCUCCUCUUUACUGCAUGGGCUGGCGUCUCUCGAUGGGCGUAUGUGCCCUCCUCUGCGGAUCCUAGCCUGGCUCUCCUCCUUUCCUGUGGUAUAGCCAUGAUUUAUCUCACAGCUAUACGCUACUCCACAGAAGGCUACGCGAAACUAGCUGAGGACAUGCGAUGGUCUUGGCUCGAGGGCCCCGAAAGCAUCGAGGGAGACCUCGUCAUUGGCGCUCGCUACGGCGGCGCUUUAAUCGGAGCCCUCAUUCUCAGACUUGAGCCUCGCUUCUCCCCUGUGUCGUCUAUUGGUGGAAGGCGCAGAAACAGGAGCAGGAGUGUGAGCUUCCGCGGGGGCAAAGGCGUCAUUCGAGCCUGGACGACUCGCCUUCGCUACCGAGGAAAGGGGAUCGGCCGAGACCUCCUCGACGGCGCCAUCCGUAUUGUCAAGGACCGCUGCGGGAAGGAUGCCGAGGUGGGGUUCGCACAAGAGCAUGCUAAUAGUACCAUGCUGCUGCCAGCCUUCUUCAACGGAGCGUUUCGUCGAGAUGAAGUGCGUGCUGCCAAGGCUCUGGAAAAGGCACUGGAGGAGUGGGAGUCGAGCAAGAAGAAGAAGAGGUAA